Molecule: messenger RNA, 1754 nt
Organism: Phalaenopsis equestris
Lineage: Eukaryota; Viridiplantae; Streptophyta; Magnoliopsida; Asparagales; Orchidaceae
Product: elongation factor Tu, mitochondrial
Exons: 12
Coding region: 241-1608 (455 amino acids)
Biological process (GO): mitochondrial translational elongation
Cellular component (GO): mitochondrion
Molecular function (GO): GTPase activity; translation elongation factor activity; GTP binding
Source: RefSeq, a predicted model, not a curated record
AAGAAAACCCUCGCCAUCACUCUCACCGGGGCACUCGACCAACAUAAAUCUCUUAUAAACCCUAGCAGGCGACACAGGCCACAGUCGUCAUCUUCGUCGACUAAACCGCCUCCAUCACCACAGUUCAUUCCGACUUCUUGAAAACCCUCUACGGAAACCCCAUAUCCCGACGGGUUUUCUGUCUUAAGUUGCACGUCUUCCAUCUUUCAUCCAUUCGAUUCGCCCUUUUCCAUUUUCCAGAUGGCUGCAUUGGCCGUCAUCAGAAACUCCAGUUGCCAGCGAAUCAGCCGCUUCUCAUCCGCCCAUCUGUACCAUUCAAUUUGCCCGCGCUCUGUACUGGGAGGCCAGGAAGCGCAGAUUAUUUUGACCGAGAAUGUGGGGAGGAAUGUCGAUGGAGGUUACUGGUGGCGGAGAUCGAUGGCCACCUUCACCCGGACGAAGCCGCAUGUAAACGUUGGGACUAUUGGGCAUGUUGAUCAUGGGAAAACUACUCUGACAGCAGCAAUAACUAAGGUAUUAGCUGAAGAAGGUAAAGCUAAAGCUGUUGCUUUUGAUGAAAUUGAUAAGGCUCCUGAGGAGAAAGCUAGAGGAAUCACCAUUGCCACGGCCCAUGUAGAAUAUGAGACAAGUAAAAGGCAUUAUGCUCACGUAGACUGCCCUGGACAUGCAGAUUAUGUCAAAAAUAUGAUAACUGGUGCUGCACAAAUGGAUGGUGGAAUUCUUGUUGUGUCUGCACCUGAUGGACCAAUGCCACAAACAAAGGAACACAUCCUUCUUGCUCGGCAGGUGGGUGUACCAUCACUCGUGUGCUUUCUAAAUAAGGUUGAUGCUGUUGAUGAUCCUGAGUUAUUAGAGCUCGUUGAAAUGGAGCUCCGUGAGUUGUUAAGCUUCUACAAGUUCCCCGGUGAUGAAAUUCCAAUUAUCAGGGGUUCUGCUCUCUCUGCACUACAGGGCACAAAUGAGGAAAUUGGAAAGCAAGCCAUUCUAAAAUUAAUGGAUGCGGUCGAUGAGUACAUACCCGAUCCCAUUCGUCAGCUUGAUAAACCUUUUCUUAUGCCCAUUGAAGACGUUUUUUCAAUUCAGGGGCGUGGAACUGUUGUAACUGGUCGUGUUGAGCAAGGAACAAUAAAGACUGGAGAAGAUGUUGAAAUUUUGGGAUUGAUGCAAGGCGGUCCUUUGAAAACUACCGUUACUGGCGUAGAGAUGUUCAAGAAGAUAUUAGAUUAUGGACAGGCUGGUGAUAACGUGGGCUUGCUUCUUCGUGGUUUGAAACGUGGGGAUGUUCAGCGAGGACAGGUAGUCUGUAAACCUGGUAGCGUGAAAACCUACAAGAGAUUUGAGGCAGAGAUUUAUGUUUUGACGAAGGAUGAGGGCGGUCGCCAUACAGCUUUCUUCUCAAACUACAGACCUCAAUUCUACUUCAGAACUGCUGAUAUUACUGGCAAGGUUGAAUUACCUGAAAAUGUUAAGAUGGUGAUGCCAGGUGAUAAUGUCACCGCCAUUUUUGAAUUGAUUUCGCAUGUUCCUCUUGAAGCAGGGCAAAGAUUCGCAUUGCGCGAAGGAGGAAGGACCGUUGGCGCCGGAGUUGUAUCCAAAGUCAUCAGUUGAUUAUUCAAAAAAUGUUUUGAACUUUCUUCUUUCAUGAUAAUGCCUCACAUUUUGCCAUUUUUCAUGGCCUGUUUUAAUUUAAAUUAGAGUGGGUUUCUUAUCUGUAGGAACUUGCAAAUUUUGAUUUUUAUUCUUUUUUUCCUCCU